Rhineura floridana is the source of this 3833-nucleotide messenger RNA. It is a transcript of the gene DAB2, whose product is annotated as DAB adaptor protein 2. Gene Ontology annotation, biological process: receptor-mediated endocytosis; positive regulation of endocytosis; negative regulation of canonical Wnt signaling pathway. Gene Ontology annotation, cellular component: plasma membrane. The coding region runs from base 317 to 2530 and encodes 737 amino acids. The record is from RefSeq and is a predicted model, not a curated record. The transcript has 15 exons. Lineage: Eukaryota; Metazoa; Chordata; Lepidosauria; Squamata; Rhineuridae.
ACGUUGAGGGGGAGUAGCCAAAGCCGAGGCAGCAAAAACAUCACAGCACAUUCCUGGGUAGUCCUCAGCUGCCAGCAUCUGAUUAAAACCAUAUCUCUCGCUGUGAGUGGCUAACUAAACAGAAGGGUCGAGUAGGACUGAAUAUUUAAGAGGACACGUCGUGGCAGCUUAUUUGCCGGUGAUAGGAUCAUGUACCGAGCGGCUCAGAUCUAGCCUUGUCAAAAUAGUAUGCCUAUCCACUGAGGAUUGCUAACUGGAUUCCAGUCGCAUUAUCAAGUGCAGCAUUUGCUCCUGGAGUUGAGGCUGGCCUCUCACCAUGUCGAAUGAAGCAGAAACAACUAGUGUAAACAAUCAGCCUGCCCAGCAACAGGCACCACCAAAAGCACAGCCUUCCAAAAAGGAGAAAAAGAAAGGACCGGAAAAGACAGAAGAAUUCCUCUUGGCCAGAUUUCAAGGUGAUGGUGUAAGAUACAAGGCCAAACUGAUUGGCAUUGAUGAUGUUCCAGAAGCAAGGGGAGACAAGAUGAGUCAAGAUUCAAUGAUGAAGCUAAAGGGAAUGGCAGUAGCAGCUCGUUCUCAAGGACAGCACAAACAGAAAAUAUGGGUGAACAUCUCUCUUACUGGGAUCAAAAUCAUAGAUGAGAAGACAGGGGUCAUUGAGCAUGAGCACCCAGUCAACAAAAUCUCCUUUAUAGCUCGGGAUGUGACUGACAACCGUGCCUUUGGCUAUGUUUGUGGAGGAGAAGGGCAGCACCAGUUUUUUGCCAUUAAAACAGCACAGCAGGCUGAACCUCUAGUUGUAGAUCUGAAGGAUCUCUUCCAAGUAAUCUAUAACAUCAAGAAAAAAGAAGAGGGUGACAAGCGAAAGAAUGAAGAGGCCAAUAAACCUGCUGAGAAUGGUGGUGAUGAAACAACUAUGGAUCAAGUUGGCAAAAUAAAGCUGGGUGUUGACCAGAUGGAUCUGUUUGGAGACAUGUCUACUCCUCCUGACCUGAACAGCCCCUCAGAGGAGGAUAAAGAGAUCCUGUUAGUGGAUUUAAACUCUGAAAUUGAGGCCCCUCCAGCUUCUCUCAAAGAGGAGGAUCUUUUCUUGAAUGACAUCACGCCUCCCCUACCACUGUCCAAGCCGCAGCCACCUUUCUUGCCUGACAAUGCUUUUUCUGCAAACCUCAGUUUCUUCCCUACCCCCAAUCCUGACCCUUUCAGAGAUGACCCUUUCACGCAGCCUGACCAAUUGGCACGCCCCCCACUUGAUUCUUCUCUGAAGCCUCCCGGUCAGAAGAUGGGAACCCUUGUGACUAGCCCCACGGGGAGUGGUGGUAUGAAUGGGGAUGUAGACUAUUUUGGGCAACAGUUUGACCAGAUUUCCAACCGAACUGGCAAGCAGGAAAUGCAGGCCAGCCAGUGGCUGCUUGAGAGUAAGCCGACCCAGCUAGCCACGAGGACUCCAAAUGGGGUGCCGGAGAGAGAACAGAACGGCUUCCCUGCCGCAUCCCCAGUCAAUGUCUUCCUGGAGAGUUCUUCCAAAGGAUUACCUGUGCAAAAUGGAUUACGGCUAGACUCGGAUAGCAACAUCCCAUUGACGUCACAUGACUCUAUAACGAUUAACCCACCUCCCCAAAGCACCAAGCCGGGAAGAGGAAGGAGGACUGUUAAGAGUACAGCCAAUGACUUGUUUGGCUCAGACAUCUUUGCUCCUGGACUUUCUGCAACAAGCACUCUGACAACUGCAGCACAGCCUUCACCUGCACAGACCAGCCCUCUAGACAUCUUCCAAACAAGUGCCCCUACAGCAGCAACCAUGCCUGUACUAGGUGGCCUGCCUACAACGGCUUCCCCAACACCAGGGUGGGGUCCCCAAUCUGCAGUCUUCAGCCAGCCAUCUGCAGCCUUUCCUGGUUCUGUUUUGAGUGCUCAGCCAGCCAGCUUUAUUCCACCUCUUGGUUUUGGUGCCACUCCACAAGUUCCUAGCUGGAAUCAGCCCACGUCGUCCUUGGGAGCCCCAAUCCAGCCUCCAGCUCCUGAUCUCUGGGGUCAGCCUGUACGAGUUUCUCCUAAUGCGUGGGUGCAGCCCUCCACCACUGGAAACCCUUUCCAGCCCAACAUAUUCCCACCUACACUAGCAGCCCAGAACCCAUCUAUGUUGUCUUCUAUAAGUCCUCCUCCUCAGCUGCCUCCCAGAACUGCACCUCAAAAGGAGUUGCCCAAGAAGGAAAGUGAUGCCUUCACUGCUCUGGAUCCCCUUGGUGAUAAAGAAAUAAAGGAUGUAAAAGCAAUGUUCAAAGACUUCCAGCUGACAAAGCCACCCGCUGUUCCUGCAAGAAGGGCAGAGCAGCAACAACAACAACAAGUGCCACCAAAGCCUGUUCCCAGGCAAAAUGCUGUGCCACCUGUCAAGCCUCCUGAAGACCUAUUUGAAAACCCUUUCAAGGUGGAUCCUUUUGCUGUCCCAUCACAAAAUUCAACUGCAGUUCAGCUUCAGCUGGCUUCUGCUCCAUUUGAUGAUCCUUUUGGAAAUCCGUUUGCAUAAGCAAGAAGCGAGUGUAAAAUCAGCAAAGGAAUAACUGGAUUGCUGCGGUGCAAGAAUGUGAUGAAUAACUGGAUACCCAGCUGUAUUGCUGUCUUCAUUCUUCAAGCAUUAUCUGCCUCAUUCUUCAUCAUCCACUUUUGGAUCACAGUUCGUUCCACUCAGUCCUUGGAUCAUAACCAUCAGAAGCCAAGGAAGGAAUCUGCUAGAGACCAAACUGGAACUGAUGGUGAACUUCAGCCCUAUGUGGAUUUAAGUAACUGAACACUAAUGGUGUCUCCUAGUCCUUUAACCACCUUCACGUUUUUGUCAAGGCUUGGAUGCACUUAAUUAUAAAUUGGAUGAGAAACUGCACAGACUAGUAUUCACCUCCACUCAAGGGAAGAGAAGCAUGAUCGUAAUUUGCAGCACUGCGUCAACUAGAACAUGAAAUGGUCACAAGUUCUCCUCCCAGGCUUAACUGCAAGCUUUAAUAACUGAACAGAACUCAAUUUCACACCCUUCCUGCCCCCCCCCCCAGUAAUGUAAAGGUGAAGCCAUGUUUGUAUAGUUAAGAAAAUGAUUGAAUACUUUGGCUUGUAACGGGAGAGUUGUAAAAGUGUAAUGAGUUAUUGUAAUGUUCAUGCAGUCUGGCUGUGAUUAUCGUUGAGAGCCAUGCACUCACAACGUCUUGUCCAGGAUGGUUUGAAGUGAAUUGGGUUUUUUCUAAAGCAUCUGGUGUGUGAGAGUAUUGACCUCUAGCAAGAUUCCGUUUCCAUACUUGAGCCAUUAUUGAGAAAAGGAUGGAUACAGAAAUAGAAGGGUAUCCUUUUUAAAAAAAUUAAAAAGCCAGUGAAUGUACUAUCACUUGUAAAAUUGAAAAGCAAUUAGACUUGGAACAAGUAAAAAUUGCAGUCAUGGCAAUGAAGAUAUGGUAUAGCUAGAACUUGAUGCAGAGAGAUAAUGCAUUAAAACAAGAGGCUUCAUAACAAAUUGGGCAGAACCAAUGCAGGAGCAGUGUAUAUGUGUCUCUCCAUUACAGCAUUUAUCAAUAUAAACUUGAAAAUGGUAUCCAUGUUUAAAUGGUAAGGUAAAUGCACAAUUGGAGAUCUGCUUACUAGUAAAUACUAUGUCUGUAGUGACCUGUUCUGCCAGUAAGUUAUGCAAUCUGCUCUGUACAUACUCUACUGCACUUUCCUGUAAUGCAAAAAAGCUAUCGAUUUAUGUUGUUUUUUUUCUCCGACUGGAAAUGUAGGAAUUCUUGGAUUGUGUUACAUUGUAAAAAGUAGUAAAAUAUUCUGACAAUUAAAUGUAACUUCAUUUCAAA